AUGGCUCAGCUCUGCGACCGCCACUCGAGCGCAAGGAGAGCUGCCUUUCGCGGCGUUGGCAGACUAACUUUCUGUGGUGCCGUAUGGUUGGCGAGCGAGAGUUUCACAGCUUUCGUUCCAGCAGGGCAUCUUCAGCAGACUCAGCCGGCUCGCAGUGUGGGAGUCUCCGGAGCCACACCGGCGCUGCUUCUUGCAACACUUUCUACUGACGCAGCAAAGGCUGACGACUCCGAUGCAGAGGGCUGGAGCUUCAACCCUUUUUACUUCGUGGCCUUCCUGGUGGUUGUGGGAGUCGUCCGCCUCAUCGGAUGGGUCUUCAGCCUGAAGCCCGAAAUGGAUUUAGAUGCGGACGGAUACAAGUCAACCACUUUGCGGGGGAGGGACUCAGAAGAAAACCUGCAGCGACGGAUUGCAGAAAUGGAAGCCCGCCUUGCGCUCGAGGAAAAACAAAGACAAGCGUUGAUAGCAGGCAAGGCCACGGCUACAAGAGGGCAAGACGACGUGGAUGACGAUUUGUUCAGUUCCGACUUGGAUGCGCAGCUGCGCGCAGCACGGAACAGCUAG
Messenger RNA from Symbiodinium sp. CCMP2592, 564 nucleotides. NCBI's taxonomy places the organism in Eukaryota, Dinophyceae, Suessiales, Symbiodiniaceae. The record is from the annotation of a GenBank genome assembly.